Molecule: messenger RNA, 555 nt
Organism: Somion occarium
Lineage: Eukaryota; Fungi; Basidiomycota; Agaricomycetes; Polyporales; Cerrenaceae
Source: the annotation of a GenBank genome assembly
CUUCGUUCCUUGCCUCGACCUCCUUUUCCCCUGGCCUAUAUCCUGUAAUAUGCCGAAAGUCGUCUCUCGUUCAGCAGUUUCCUCGUCGACAGAUGCCCAACCCACUGCAUCAUCGACGGCGGCUUUACGUGUCUACUAUUGUAUCUGUGGCGAGUUCAUUCUUGUUAUAGACAAAUCAUUAGCUAGUCUUCCGAAACGGACAACGGAUAGUGCGAUAGUCAUCCGGUCGCAAGAUAGUGAAGCGGGAAAAGCCCGUGUCUUCAAGCUGAAUGUUGUGAUGAAGGAUCCUAUUUUGAUUGAACGGCAAGGUGGUCACGAAAGGCAAUAUCGCCUCCACUGUCCCCGGUGCAGUUUGCUUGUCGGCUACCAGUCCACACCUCUUCCCAUCAAAUCCGGCCCAUUUGUCUACAUCCUGAAAGGUGCUCUCACACAGUUACAAGGACAAGUCCCCUCCGACGCGUUCGAAGACGAAAAGCUUAUACAAUCGUAACUAAAUGUCAUGGUUCUGUGUACCAUAUUUGCCACCUUGUUGUAAUGAUUUGCAUAUCUGAGUUC